Molecule: messenger RNA, 753 nt
Organism: Symbiodinium necroappetens
Lineage: Eukaryota; Dinophyceae; Suessiales; Symbiodiniaceae
Source: the annotation of a GenBank genome assembly
GAACAUGUCCGGCAGCUGUCUUACAGCAAACGACUGCUCGUGGAUGACUACACAUCUACAGCUUCCAGCGGCAAUCGGCGCGUUGGUGCACUGAAACAAAACAAAAGAUUGCUCCGGUUCGGGUUGAAUGCCAAAAGACAACGGGAUGUGCCGACACAUGUGGGGGCAGUAGUUGUGGCAGUCACAGCAGGUGACUUUCACACGUGUGCAGUGAGAUCAGAUGGUCAAUUGGUCUGCUUUGGGCGUAACGGCCACGGACAAUGCGAUGUGCCGACGGAUUUGGGAGCAGUUGUGGCAGUCUCAGCAGGUGAAGAUCACACGUGUGCAGUGAGAUCAAAUGGUCAGUUGAUCUGCUUUGGAUGGAGCGCCGACGGACAAUGCGAUGUGCCGACGGAUUUGGGCGCAGUACUGGCAGUCUCAGCAGACGACUAUCACACCUGUGCAGUGAGAUCAGAUGGUCAGUUGGUCUGCUUUGGAUUGAACGCCUCCGGGCAAUGCGAUGUGCCGACGGAGUUGGGCGCAGUUCUGGCAGUCUCAGCAGGCAUAAGUCACACCUGUGCAGUGAGAUCAGAUGGUCAGUUGGUCUGCUUUGGAGUUAACAGCUACGGACUAUGCGAUGUGCCGACGGAUUUGGGAGCAGUUGUGGCAGUCUCAGCAGGCAGGCGGCACACCUGUGCAGUGAGAUCAGAUGGUCAGUUGGUCUGCUUUGGAGACAACACCCACGGACAAUGCGAUGUGCCGACGGGCCUUUGA